Messenger RNA from Brassica napus (rape), 852 nucleotides. RefSeq lists its product as uncharacterized. The transcript is spliced from 2 exons. NCBI's taxonomy places the organism in Eukaryota, Viridiplantae, Streptophyta, Magnoliopsida, Brassicales, Brassicaceae. The record is from RefSeq and is a predicted model, not a curated record. Bases 1 to 852 code for a protein of 283 amino acids.
AUGAUGAGAAUGAAAAGAAUAGAUACAGGGCCAUAUGUUAUAUGCGCCAUCAUCUCAUCGAAGGUCUUAAGGAUUCAGUACAUGACAAUUGAGAGUCCACUCGAUCUUUGGAAUGCUUUAAAGCACAGAUACGAUCACCAAAAGAUGGUGUUGCUUCCAAAGGCAAGACACGACUGGAUGCAUCUCAGGUUCAUGGACUUUAAGUCUGUGGACGAGUAUAAUUCAGCCUUGUUCAAAAUCGUCUCCAUACUAAGGCUAUGUGGUGAAGAAGUGUCCGAUGUGAUGAUGCUUGAAAAGACCUAUACGACUUUCAACCAGUCGAAUUCUGUGUUGCAACAGCAUGGAGCAAGGCCGGUCGGGACAGCACCAUUACCCGAAGCCCAUGAUGUGGAAAGGAAAGAUCCCAAAGAAACCAACUACGCCCAAGACAACAGGAAACCAUACGGUCAAGGCCGUGGUGGGUACAGGGGUCGUAGGCGUGACAAUCAUAACGGUAGAGGUAGCUACUCAACCGGCCGAAGUGGAAACCACAAUAACCGUGGUCGUGGUUCCAAUUACGGUCGGGGUCGAGGGAGUUAUGGCCGUGGACGAGGUGGCAUAUCCAAACCAUCUUACACGUCCAAGUCCUUAUGUCACAGAUGCGGGAUGGACAACCAUUGGGCCAAGAACUGUAGAACUCCAAAGCACUUGUGCGAACUCUAUCAAGAGAGUAUCAAGAACAAGAACCCGGAGGCAAAUAUGAUCCAAGAGAACGGUCAAGAUGACAAGGGAUAUGAUGCUGACAAUGAAUCCGACAGGGAUAGCAAAGAUGACCAGAUGGAUUUUGAGACGUCCGACUGUCUAAAGGACUAG